This is a messenger RNA of Microplitis mediator, 1381 nucleotides long. RefSeq names its product zinc finger and BTB domain-containing protein 41-like. The transcript is spliced from 4 exons. Bases 181 to 1380 code for a protein of 399 amino acids. NCBI's taxonomy places the organism in Eukaryota, Metazoa, Arthropoda, Insecta, Hymenoptera, Braconidae. The record is from RefSeq and is a predicted model, not a curated record.
UCAAUGGUUUAGUUAUUGAUAAUUAAUUAUUGCAACUAUUUUAUAUAAAAAACGAGUGUCAAUUAUUUUAAUUCACAAGUGAUUUUAUAACUUGACCAUUUCAAUAAUUUUUGUUUCUCUAGUACGACAAGUAGAAUAAAUUUUUAAUUUGAAUUUUAAAAAAUAUUAUUUAUUAUAAAAAUGGGUCAAACUAGUGACAAUGAAACAGAAGUUGUUUAUAUAAAAUCAGAAAUUCCUGAAAUAGAAGACAAAACUGAUAAUGAUGACAGUGCUCUGAAUCAAAAUGAUGAUCAAUGUAAGAAUGUUGAAAACGAUAACGAUGGUACCGAUAAUGAUGAAGAUGAUAAUGAUAUUGAUGAUGAUAUAAGUUUUUUUGAAAAAAAGAAUUCAAAUUUAAAACAUAAAUGUACAUUUGACGGUUGCGAUAGAUCAUUUAAAAAACCAUCACGUCUGCUGUGGCAUCUUCGUCAACACACUGGAGAAAGACCUUACAAAUGUAAUUUUGAAAAAUGCAACAAAAGUUACACGACAUCGUCACAUUUAAAACGACACUUAUUGAGUCAUAAGUCCAUUCAUGAAGCUGUUGUUACAAUAAUUUUGUAUAGAUGCGGCUCAUGUCACUUGACAUUGAAAAGCCGUGAAAAUCUAGUAAAACAUUAUCGACGGGUGCACGGAAACAAAGAUCGUUUGUCUUGUGAUGAAUGUAAAAUGAAUUUUCGUAAAAAAUACAAAUACGAUGAGCACAUGGCAUUUCACAAUGGCCAGUGGUUGAAGUGCAAGUACUGCGAUCGUGAAUUUAAAAACAUGAGUAAAUUAAGUAGACACCAAAAGUCACACGGUACUAAGUAUGAAUGCCCUAAGGCAAAUUGUAAUCUGAUCUUCGACACUUUCAUCGAGUUACGAAAACAUUCUAAGGAUCAUCCAAAGGAACAUCAAUGCAAUGUAUGUAAGAAGAAAUUUUUACAUAAAAACCAAUGGAAAAGACAUUUAAAAACCCAUGAAGGCAAACUUAUCGCUUGUCCAUACGAGGAGUGUAAUAAAAGUUACUGUCAUUCAAAUCAAUUGAACUAUCACAUUAGGACGAAGCACGAAAAGAGUGUCCUAUUCGAAUGUGAUUUAUGUAAGAAGACAUUCACAUUUAAAUCGGUACUGAGUAAACAUAUACAAGCGGUGCAUGUAAAUAAAAAGUUGAAAGUAUAUAAAUCAGGCGAUGAAAGAAGGGAGAGACAUGACGCUGGAGAAGCUAUUCGAAGUAUGCCGUCAACAUUAGUAGGAGUUUUAUUGCCGCGAAAAGUAGAACAUAUAAUACUAAAUCGUAAGAGCAGUAUUGAAAUGUCAACUGAAAAUUUUGAAUCCGUUGACGUAAAAAAUUUUAAUUAAU